Bolinopsis microptera is the source of this 799-nucleotide messenger RNA. Its product is annotated as cytochrome b-c1 complex subunit 6, mitochondrial-like. The record is from RefSeq and is a predicted model, not a curated record. The transcript has 4 exons. The coding region runs from base 56 to 436 and encodes 126 amino acids. NCBI's taxonomy places the organism in Eukaryota, Metazoa, Ctenophora, Tentaculata, Lobata, Bolinopsidae.
CAACACUACUAUAUAACAAAUAAUUUGAGCUAUAAGCAGCUGCCUGAUUAUUAGAAUGUCUGAGUUGGAGUUUGAUGAUGAAGUUGAUGCUGAAGAAGAAGAAGAAGAAGAAGUUGAUGCUGAAGAAGCAGAAGAGGAAGAAGCAGCUGAUGAAGGAGCAGGAGGUGAAGAAGAUGAUGAUGAUGAUGACGAUGAAGAUGACGACGAUGAUGACGAAGAUGAUGAAGAAGACCUGGUUGAUCCAUUAGUUACAGAAAGAGAGCGCUGUAUCAACUCCUUUGACUGUCACGGUUUCAGACAUGCCCUUGAAGCUUGUAAUGCCCGUGUUAAAGACGAAGGUAUCCAAGAGAACUGCACUCCUGAGUUCUUUGACUUGUUAGAAUGUCGGGACAAAUGUGUCGCUCACGGAGAUAUCUUCAAAACCUUGCUCAAAUAAGGAGUACCAUCAUGUACCUAGAUCAGUGUCUGCUGUUGUCCGGACUCUUGUGACGGGCUCUACCAAUAUAGUGGUGUUUGAAAUACUUCUCCGAAGAAACUUAAGGGUUUUGUUUGCUUUCAAGAAAGGGUUGUCACGAGAAUUAUUAACUGCCUAGGCUUUUUCUAUGUUAAGAAUAUAACCCAUGAUAAUAGGUUCCUUUGUAACUAAGAAAAUAAUGUGUUAUAAGUAUAGUCCGUCUCUUUAAUUUAUUGAAUUGCUUUAGAUUGUGUUUUGUAUCGUGUAUUUAAACAUCCCAUUUCUCAUGACAUAAUGCAAUUGUUUUCAAUGUUUGGAAUCAAUAAAAAUCAGCCAGUUAUUUUA